Actinia tenebrosa (Australian red waratah sea anemone) is the source of this 1153-nucleotide messenger RNA. RefSeq lists its product as uncharacterized. The record is from RefSeq and is a predicted model, not a curated record. Gene Ontology annotation, molecular function: phosphoric diester hydrolase activity. Gene Ontology annotation, biological process: lipid metabolic process. Lineage: Eukaryota; Metazoa; Cnidaria; Anthozoa; Actiniaria; Actiniidae.
UACCUGACUAAAGAUGAUAAACUCGUUGCUUUCCACGAUGACAAUACACAGAAUUUGACCGGAGUAAACAAGACCGUUUGGGAAAUGACUGCAGAUGAACUAACCAAUCUUACUAUCAAAGAUUCUCUUGAGUUCGGCCCAAACACAUACACGUUUUCCGGACGUCCUCACAUACCGCUUGUACAAGACGUUCUCGAGGCGAUGAAUAAUAGUGGUAAAAUUAUGUUUCUGGAGAUCAAGCCAAAUCACGCAAACAACUUCAGUGCCAGCUCCAGGGCAGGUCAGCUAGUCGCUAAGAUGGUAACAGAUAUGGGGCUUGUAAACCAGGCCUCUAUUACGUCAUUUGAUCCAAUCAAAGUACGAGCUGCACACCAAGAGAAUCCGAAUAUUCCAACAGGAAUGUUCUACAUGAGACCCUACUGGGACACAAAAUGUAACAUUCUGCAAGACGCUUUACAGAUGUUACCAGAGAUGAAGGAAUGCCCCUUGAUUAAUGUAUCUGACUGUCAAUCAUUCAUGAAAGGGGUGUUUGGAUCUGGGGACGUAUUGAAGGCUGUCAACGCAUCCUUCUUGGACAUGGAUUACAAGAUCUAUGAUAAUUCUCUUUACUCUAACCACACCUUUGACGUUCUUCAUAAGAACUACAGUCCUACAAUCAGUGCAGGGGCAUGGGCUAUGUACAGUAUGGCUCUGAAAAACGACUCUGCAGAGGAUGUGAAUCAAGAUUCAGAGAUUGAAAGGUUGAGGAAGAUCGGAGUGAAACGAUUCAUCACGGAUGAUGUGAACCGUCUGCUUCAUAAACUUGGUCGUGCUAGUACUAGUACUGUGCUUCCCGCGUCCGAAAGCACGACGCGUACGAGUUCGAGUUCGAGUUCGAAUUCGAGUUCGAGUUCGAAUUCGAAUUCGAAUCCCGCAAAUACUACGCGUCCAUCCUCUUCAGCCGUGAAAGAAAUACCUUGCACUGCGUGCUACAUGAUGGCGUUCCUUAUCUUGUUGUUUUGUUUUUAGUCUCGGUAAUUGGAAAGGAUAGCUGUACGCAAGCAUAUAUAAGCUAGAUUAUUAAAAGAGAUUCAGUAAUUCAGUAAAAGCAGUAAUAAAUAUUGCUAAAAAUCCAAGUAAUUUUAGUAAAUAAUCAUCUUUGUUAAAAAGUGAA